AUGAAGACCACGGCUUCGAUCUUCAACGCAUCGGUGAAUGUUCAAAACCACAGCUCUCUGCAUAGCUGCAGCAUCGACGAGUCCUACAAGUAUGUCAUCUUACCGUUGUGCUACUCUUUAACCUUCUUGCUCAGCCUUGUCCUGAACUCCACCGUCCUUCUCCGCUCCUACCGAUGCAAGAGUAGCCGACAGUGGAACACUUCGCUCAUCUACAUGGUCAAUCUAGCCUCUACGGAUUUAAUGUACAGCUUCUCGCUGCCGUUCCUCGUGGCUAGCUACUUAAUGCGUGACCAUUGGGUUUUCGGGGACUUCAUGUGCAGGCUAGUGCGUUUCUUGUUUUACUUCAACCUGUACUGCAGCAUCUUCUUCCUCACUUGCAUAUCCGUCCAUCGCUACAUGGGCAUCUGCCAUCCAAUCAGAACCAUCGCUCUGGAAAGCAAGCGGGCGGUUAGAGCCAUCUGCGCAACCGUUUGGGUCAUCGUGUUCAUCCUUACCUGCCCCAUUGUCCGGUUUGCCAAAACAGGGGAGGUUUUGAGGAAAACAGGAGGCGGGAUGAAUGAAGGAGUUGAUUCUUGGUUGGAAGGAAGCGGCGAUGGUGGGAAAGUUGAGACGUAUAAGAAUUGCUGGGAUGAUGCAAUAGACAGUGAGUUUUCCGAAUACGUGCCUUAUGGAAUUAUCCUACACAUUUUGGGUUUCUUUUUCCCAUUCAUCGUCAUUGCGUGGUGUUACUCGCAAGUUGUGCGGACCAUCUUCGAGACGAUUCAUUCCCAGCCACAGGUUCAGGAGGAAGGAGGAAUGUGUGGAGCGGUGGAAGGAGCGAAGAAUAGGACGUCUGUGUCCAUUUCUGGUUCCCAACAUGCGCCGUACUUUAACAUGCGACGCAAGUCGAUCAAAACCAUCAUCACCAUCACUUUGCUCUUCGCGCUUUGCUUCCUGCCCUUCCACAUCACACGCACUCUCUUCCUGGUCCUCAAGGAAACAAAGGCCGUCAAGUGCCAAACCAUGCGGAUGGUUUCCAUUUUUUACAAGAUCACUCGGCCGCUGGCUUCCUGCAACUCGUGGCUCAAUGCACUCCUUUAUUUCUUAACAGGAGACAAUAGCUUAGCCUGCUGCAGACGGGCCAGCGGCGGUCACAACACCCACCUUCUGUGGCCUUUGCAGAUUCUCAAAAAACAGAAAGAGGUUGAGGAUCAAGAGCAAGGCAACUCACAUAAAGCAGAUGAAGGUCAGGACAGUGACUCCAAAUCUUCAGGAAUAACAUAG
Molecule: messenger RNA, 1263 nt
Organism: Danio aesculapii
Lineage: Eukaryota; Metazoa; Chordata; Actinopteri; Cypriniformes; Danionidae
Product: P2Y purinoceptor 3
Exons: 1
Coding region: 1-1263 (420 amino acids)
Biological process (GO): G protein-coupled receptor signaling pathway
Cellular component (GO): membrane
Molecular function (GO): oxysterol binding; G protein-coupled receptor activity
Source: RefSeq, a predicted model, not a curated record